AAUGUAAUGAUUUCCCCCUCUGCAUAUCUAUCAUAACUCUUAUUUUUAUAAAUCCUUUGCCAAUCCAUAGUUCAAAUUUUUACUGCAGGUUCUCUGCCAAUCCUGCCGUUGUUUACAAUAGCUUUUCAAAAUAUAUAUAUAAACGUUCCCCAUUCUUUAUUAAAGACCUCCUCUUCCUGAUUUCUAAUUCUUCCUGUAAGUUUUGCCAUCAUUUUCAGAGAUGCACCAAAACAUUUCAUUUCCAGCCUUAGAAUCAUAGAAUCUUAGAGUUGGAAGGGACACCAGGGGGUCAUCUAGUCCAACCCCCUGCAAUGCAGGAAUCCCAGCAAAAGCAUCCAAGACAGAUGGCAAUCCAACCUCUGCUUAAAAACCUCCAAGGAAGGAGAGUUCACCACCUCUUGUGGAAGUCUGUUCCACUGCCGAACAGCUUUUACUGUCAGAAAGUUUUUCUAAAUGUUUAGUCGGAAAUUCCUUUCUUGUAACCUGAAGCCAUUGGUUUGAGUGCUACCCUCCAAAGUAGGAGAAAAAAAGCAUGCUCUCUCUUCCAUGUGACAGCUCUUAAGAUAUUUGAAGAUGGCUAUCCUAUCUCCUCUGUGUCUCCUCUUUUCCAGGCUAAACAUACCCAGCUCCUUCAAGAGCUCCUCAUAAGUCUUAGUUUCCAGAUCCUUGAUCAUCUUGGUUGCACUCCUCUGCACACAUUCCAGUUUCUCAAUAUUGUUCUUAAACUGUGGUGGCCAGAAUUGGACACAGCAUUCCAAGUGUGGUCUGACUAAGGCAGAAUAGAGUGGUACUAUUACUUCCCGUGAUCUGGACACUAGACUUCUGCUGAUGCAGCCUUACCUAUUUCUCUCCUUCCACAUUCCUGUCUUCCUCCUCUUAGAGGUAAAGUGCCCUGCUCUCAGUCAUCUGGAAAACCACCAACUCCCCAAGAUGCCCUCUGCUUCAAUUGAACGGGGAGCCAGCCCACCUGGAAGUUGCCCAGCGUUCCCAAAGAUGAAGCAGUUUCGUUGACAUACUCUGGCUGAGAAAUUUCAGCAGGCUUGGAGGCUCGGACUUUGAUAGUGGGCCUGGACUGAGAGAGGCCUGACUCUUUCCCCACUGGGUUUGGGGGGGGGGAGGGCGAACACAAAAAUGGCUAUGGAACAGGAAGCGUCGGCAACCCUGGGCCUCCGUUUCCAGCCUGUGCCGGAGGAUGCGGCUCUGCCCCCCGUGGACCCAGAGGGUCAGGAUUCGGCAACCAGGUUGGAAGGGCUUCACAAACUCCAGCACAGCAACCUUCGUGGGGAAAGCGAGGACGUCCUGAGCUGCAGAGGGGAGCAGGCGUUCAGAAGACCCACAUGGGGCAACCCUCCACUCCUGCUUCCAGCCCCUUGGGAUGUCACAAAGACUUGCUUGCCUGCCUUGGAUGGGCUGGCAGAUCCAAAUGGAGAACAGGACACACAACUCCUACCAGGCCACAGUGGGGAAGCCGAACCAGCCUCUGAGGUGGGCUAUACAGACCCAUGGGGGGAUCCCUUGGGAAAGGGUGCCGUCGCCAUGGAGGUACAGCGGCUGAACUUCCGCCAGUUCCACUACCAGGAGGUCGAGGGACCACGGGAAGUUUGCAGUCAGCUCUGGUACCUUUGCCACCGGUGGCUGAAGCCGGAGAGGCACACCAAGGAGCAGAUCCUGGAGCUGCUGGUCCUGGAGCAGUUCCUGGCCGUCCUGCCGUCGGAGAUCCAGACCUGGGUGAAGAGAGGAGGGCCCGAGAGCUGCGCCCAGGCAGUGGCCCUGGCCGAGGGCUUCCUGCAGGGACAACGGGAAGCUGGGAGUUGCGGGGAGCAGGUGGUUUACCAGCAGGAGAUGCCUGUGAAUCUCCUUGAAGCUAAUCAGCCUCCUUCAGAGACAGGAGAGGAGCAGCCUGGUCAAGCAGAGGUCAAGCAGGAGGGCAACAGGGUUGGCAGCUGCACGGGUGACGGACAGAUGAGAGAAAUGGAGGAUUCACAAGUGGAAAUUGCAGAGCCGGUGGAGCUGCCAGACAAGGGGGAAGGAAAGUGUCCCCUACCAACAACAGAGGAAGAGGAAGAUGCUCCUUCGACGCAGCCUGGACCCAAGAGGAAGUUGGGAAAGGGCCCAGAGGAGAGUGUCGCUUGCGGAGAAGCCUCUGCCCACCUUGGCGAACCCGCAAACCAGCCAAAAUCCCCCCGAGGCAAGCGGGAGACGACCUGCGGCGUUUGCGGGAAGAGCUUCAGCCGCCGCACGGGCCUGCUGGCCCACGAGAGGGUGCACACAGGAGAGAAGCCCUACAAGUGCCCGCACUGCGGGCGCAGCUUCCGCUCCAAGUCCACCCUGGUGGUUCACCAGAGGACCCACACAGGCGAGAAGCCCUACCAGUGCCAGGCCUGCGGGAAGAGUUUCCCGGUGACCACGCAGCUCAUCGAGCACGAGAGGACCCACUCGGGGGAGAAGCCCUACCAGUGCGCCGAGUGCGGGCAGAGUUUCCGCCAGCGCUCGCACCUCAAGAACCACCAGAAGAUCCACACUGGCCUCAAACCCUUCAAGUGCUCGUACUGCGGCAAGGGCUUCAGCAUCAGUUCGGACCUCAUCCGGCACGAGAGGGCCCACACGGGAGAGAAGCCCUACCAGUGCCCGGACUGCGGGAAGCGCUUCUGCAACAGCUCGCAGGUCAUCACGCACCGCCGGGUCCACACCGGGGAGAAGCCCUACAAGUGCCUGGAGUGCGGGAAAGGCUUCGCCGUCAGCCAGCAGCUCAUCCGGCACCAGGCGGUCCACACGGGGGAGAAGCCCUACCAGUGCCUGGAGUGCGGGAAGACUUUUGGCGUCAGCACCCUCCUGGCCGGGCACCUGAGGAUCCACACGGGGGAGAAACCGUACCAGUGCUCCGAGUGCGCGAAGUGCUUCCGCCUCCGCUCGACGCUCAUCACACACCUGAAAAUCCACGCGGCGAGAAAAACUUAGGACCGGAAGGGGAAGGUCAAGAAGGAGAGAGAGGGAGUUUGUGUAAAGAGGAAAUCAAUGCUAGGUAAAAAGGUAAAGGACCCCUGGACGGGAAAGUCCAGUCAAAGGCGACUAUGGGGUUGCAGCGCUCCUCUCGCUUUCAGGCCGAGGGAGCCAGCAUUUGACCGCAGACAGCUUUCCGGGUCAUGUGGCCAGCAGGACUAAACCGCUUCUGGCGCAAUGGGACACCGUGACGGAAACAAGAGUGCACGGAAAUACCGUUUACCUUCCCGCUAGAGCGGUACCUAUUUAUCUACUUGCACUUGUGUGCUUUUGAAAUGCUAGGUUGGCAGGAGCUGGGACAGAGCAAUGGGAGCUCACCCCAUCACAGGGAUUCAAACUGCUGACCUUCCGAUCAGCAAGCCCAAGAGGCUCAGUGGUUUAGAUCACAGCACCACCCACAUAUCCAAUCAAUGCUAAGGAGGGCAUGGAAAUAAUAUGUCAACAGGAGGCUCUGGCUACAUUCACAACCUUUAACAAUAAGGUGUUGGGCUCUCCUUCCUUGGAGGUUUUUAAGCAGAGGUUGGAUGGUCAUCUGUUAUGGAUAAUCUAGUUGAGAUUCCUGCAUUGCAGGGGGCUGGACUAGAGGACCCUUGGGGUCCCUUUCCAACUAGUUCUGUGAUGCUGUGAUCCCAGGGUGGUAUACAACAUUAAGGACACAUUUUGCGGAGCAUCAAUAAUAAAAGCAUAAUGAAGGCAUAAUAAGAGACAGUAGAAAAAUAAAAUGAUCAUAAUAGUGGUCCCCCCACAACAGCUUUAACAGUCCAUAGGUUACUUAAUGGCUAAAGGCCUGGCUAAAGAGGAAUGUGUUUCUUGGUGCCUAAAGACAUGGAAUGAUGGCACCUAGCGAGCCUUUCUAGGGAGAGCAUUCCACAAUUGGGGAGCCACCACAAAAAAGGCCCCUUCUUGUGUUGCCACCCUCUGAGUCUCUUGGGGAGGGGGACAAAGAGAAGGCACUGUGCUACCACAUUACACAGUCAUGACUCCCCCCAAUACUUGUGGUUAAUGUCAUUUUUUAAGAUGGCUGACAGUUGUUGGGAGAGACCCCUUUUCCUUUCACAGUGCUACCACACCCAGUGAAGAGGGAUUUUGGGGGGAGUAAGGGUUGUUCAUUUUGUUUUAUGAUGUACUGUAUAUAAAACAGAGAGAACGGUUGUAACGGCAGACAAAACUUAAAAGAGGAAAAUAAAAGCUGUAAAAUAGGCACAUGGGUUGAAAUAACAAAAGUCCCUGUGAAGGGGGGUUGACUGUUAAACCAUGGGAAAUUGUAGCUCUGUGAGUGGGACCAAGGGCCUACUGACAAAUCAAGGGUAUCCUUAAAAGAAGCACAACUCCCAGAAUUAUUUGGGGGAAGCCAUUAUUGCUUGAAGUGCUAUCGUAGCACUUUAAACGUAUGGGGUGUGUGUGGCUGCUGACCUACCGAUUUAAGACUUCGAAAUGUCAAAAGCGCUUCUCGUACAGUACCCUAGUUUGCACGUCGCAUGAAGCCAAGCCACACAGGCUCCCAGAGAUGCUUCACUCCUCGCCCAGUAAUUUGCCGCUGUGCUGAGCUAAGCUUGGCUUGGCAUGUCCCCCAAACCAGGGGUCAUGGUUGAACUAGCCAUGGUUCAGAUGAAUCAUGAUUUGGCCUGUGGUUUGCGGCUUUUAGUUUGGACAAGCUAGACCCACAAGCCCAGGUUGGGAUGGAGUGCUAAGCUAAGCUACGGCUUACAAUCAUAGAAUCCUAGAGCUGGAAGGAACCCCGAGGGUCCUCUAGUCCAGCCCCCUGCAAUGCCGGAAUCUCAACUAAAGCAUCCAUGGCAGACGGCCAUCCAACCUCUGCUUGGAUCAAACAGGACAAGGAAAGUGGCCACAAUCUCCUCUCCCAGAGGAGCUAAUCCAGUGUUUCCCCAACUUGAGUCUCCACCUGUUUUGGGACUACGAUUCCCAUCAGCCCCGACCACCCCCGUCCCUUAUCACAGCUGGAGGGGCACAUUUAGAUCCUUCUGAACUACAACUCCCAUCAGCCCCAGCAAGCAUUACCAGUGGCCAGGGAUGAUGGAAGUUGUAGUUCAGCAAUAUCUAAGCAUGUGGUUUGAACCUCGGGAUUUCCUUAUCCACUGCGGAUUCCUUAGCGUUGUGCUCUGACUUUUGAGGAAGGCUGAAGGAGUAUUUGUGCAAGGAGAUCCUUUGAAGAGCUACUGAGUAAGGAACGGAAUAAUAUUGCUUGGAAGGUGGUAACUGGGCCAUGGGUGUUUGUUUGUGUGGAUAUUCAGCGCUUUAACAUUUGACCCGUAGUGCAAAUGGAAAAAACCACCAAGGAGGCAACCUGUAGGCAAAUCGAGCCCAAGAGGGAUGUUCAGCAAACCCUUCUUUCCAAAUAAAUAAGCUCCAAACCU
Molecule: messenger RNA, 5375 nt
Organism: Zootoca vivipara (common lizard)
Lineage: Eukaryota; Metazoa; Chordata; Lepidosauria; Squamata; Lacertidae
Source: RefSeq, a predicted model, not a curated record